Amphimedon queenslandica is the source of this 1590-nucleotide messenger RNA. RefSeq names its product zinc finger protein 862-like. The transcript has a single exon. The record is from RefSeq and is a predicted model, not a curated record. NCBI's taxonomy places the organism in Eukaryota, Metazoa, Porifera, Demospongiae, Haplosclerida, Niphatidae. The coding region runs from base 1 to 1590 and encodes 529 amino acids.
AUGAAACAGUUUCUACUUACUGAUACUGAGGAAAAAGACACGGUCAAGACUACCUCAGGCAGCAAAAGAACAAAGGAAGGGUCUAGAGGCCAUCAUGCUGUUGGGUAUAACACUGAGUGGGAGCUCGAGUUUCCUUGGUUAGUUUCUGUGAAAGACGAGUGUGGAAGAGUCACUGGAAUGCUAUGUCAUGUUUGUAAAAGGCACAAGACAGCAUCUAAGUACAAUAAGUCAACAGUAUGGAGUACUACACUGUGUACAUGUAUCAGAAAGAAUAGUGUUCGUCGUCAUAGUCAGUCCUUAAAACACAAAGGAGCUAUGGAGAAAGAAAUGGUUAGGGAACAGAGUAGUCGUGAUGGAGGGAUAAGGCAGGCUUUCCAAAGCCAGCUCUCAUUAAGUGAAGCGGCAGUUAAGACAGCCAUGCAGUGCCUAUACUGGCUUGUUAAAGAGGAAAUCCCUCACACUACUAACUAUCACUCGUUGCUAAAAGCUGUGGAAUACAUGGGCUGUGUUCAUCUUAAGCAUGGUGAAAAUGCUAAGUACACCAGUAGGCGAAUAAUGAUGGAAUUUCUACAAGUUAUGGGGAAACAGGUUGAACAGCAAACUUUAAAUGACAUGCUAGCAUCACCUGUUUACUCUCUGUUAAUUGAUGAAACAACUGAUGUAUCAGUUUUGAGCGAGAUGGUGAUUUACGCCCGUUUUAUAGAUGUUAAUGCAACAGCUCGCACUGUCUUUCUAAAGAUUGCAGAGCUACCAAAUGGAUCUGCCGAAGCAAUCGAAUCUGUUUUGCUUGCUUACCUUGCAGAUUGUUCAAUUCCCUUGUCACGACUAGUUGGAUUUGGUAGCGAUGGGGCUUCCGUUAUGAUUGGCAAACAUACUGGUGUUGCAACCAGGUUGAAAAACAGACAACCAAUACUUACCUCUAUUCAUUGCCUGGCUCACCGAUUAGCAUUAGCUGCUAGUCAAGCAGGAGGAAACGUUAAAUUCAUCAAUGAUACUUUCAAACCUACAUUACGUCAGCUUUUCAAUUUUUAUGAAAAUAGCCAUGUCAGAUCCACUGGCCUUAAGGCAUUACAAGACAUUCUGAAAACACCCGAGAUCAAAUUAAAGAAACCACUGGACAUGCGUUGGCUCUCUCACAAUAAUGCUUGUCAGGCCUUGAGAAAAAUACUUCCCUCAGUCAUUGCAAGCUUAGAAAGAGAGGCUGAAGAGCGUGGUGAGGCAUUGGCAGUUGGCUUAAGCAGAGUUAUCCAACGAUACAAUUUUGUAGCUUCCUUAUACAUGAUGUGUGAUGCCCUACCCAAAGUGUCCAAGCUUAGUAGGAUAUUUCAAUUGUCGGGUCUGAACAUGUUAGAAGUUCACUCGCAUAUUAUAACAGCCACUGAGGGAUUAGCUACACUUAUUGAUGACCCUAUGAAAGGGGAGCACUUCAGAAGUUUAACAUCAGAUCACGAAUCUAACUUGGCUCCAUACAAUAUUCCCCAUUCACCAGAAGUAAUCCAUGCUUUCUUAAAAAAUAUUCAAAAACCUUUUUUGACAUCGAAAACAUCAAGGAACGGUUACCCGAUACUAAUUUUUUUUUUCAAAUUUUGA